AGGAGAGUGAGGCCAAGCCAUGCUGUGUUGGUAGAACACGGAUUAGCAAGCAGACUGUUACAGGAAAGAAAUUAGCAGCACUUAUUUUGAGUUAGACACAGCCCCAGAACACAGAGAGAUACACCAGGAUCUCAGCAGAGAAGAGGUGCCAGAAAGACAGAAGAGAGGGAGCUGGGUGUCCUGUCACUCGAGAGGAGACGAAAGUGUGUGUGGACCAGAGUUCUCAGAAGGAACCAGCACUGCUGAACCUGUUGCCAUGCAGCUCCCCAUGCUGCUGCUUGUUUCUCUGCCACUACUUCUUAACAUGUUCAAACCAGCAGAAGCUCAGUUCCCUCGCCAGUGCGCUACCAUUGAGUCUCUGAGAAGUGGCAUGUGUUGCCCAGAUUAUUUCCCUGUGUUUGGGCCCGGUACCGACCAGUGUGGAGUGUCUACAGGGAGGGGCCGGUGUGUGCAGGUGACAGUAGACUCGCGACCCCAUGGCCCACAGUACAUCCAUGAUGGGAGGGAUGACCGCGAGCAAUGGCCCAUACGCUUCUUCAACCAAACCUGCAGGUGCAAUGGUAACUUCUCUGGUUACAACUGUGGGUCAUGUCGCCCUGGAUGGACUGGACCUACCUGUAGCCAGCAAAUCAAUAUAGUCAGAAGGAAUCUGUUGGAUCUUAGUACAGAAGAGAGAAGGCGUUUUGUGAAUGCUCUUCACCAAGCCAAGGUGACAAUCCACCCUGAUAUUGUCAUUGCCACAAGGAGACGUGAAGAAAUAUUUGGGCCAGAUGGCAACACACCACAGUUUGAGAAUAUCUCCAUUUAUAACUACUUUGUGUGGUCUCAUUAUUAUUCCGUCAGGAAGACUUUCCUUGGUGCAGGGCAGCAGAGCUUUGAAAGAGUUGAUUUCUCUCAUGAGGGACCAGCUUUUGUCACAUGGCAUAGGUAUCAUCUACUGCAACUUGAAAGGGACAUGCAGAAUAUGCUACAGGAUUCCACUUUUGGCCUACCCUACUGGAACUUUGCAACUGGACAAAACACCUGUGAUAUCUGCUCAGAUGACUUAAUGGGAGCUAGAAGUAAUUUUGAUGUCUCUCUGAUCAGCCAGAAUUCAAUCUUCUCUCAGUGGCGUGUGCUGUGUGAAAGUAUAGAAGACUAUGAUAGCUUGGGAACCAUUUGUAACAGCACUGAAGGUGGUCCCAUCCGUAGAAAUCCUGCUGGAAAUGUUGCACGGCCUAUGGUACAACGUCUCCCAGAGCCUGAAGAUGUUGCUCAGUGUUUGGAAGUUGGUAUAUUUGACACUCCUCCUUUUUAUUCCAAUUCAACAGACAGUUUCCGUAACACAGUAGAAGGGUACAGUGAUCCUUCAGGGAAAUAUGACCCAGCAGUUCGAAGCCUUCACAACCUGGCCCAUCUAUUUUUGAAUGGAACAGGAGGGCAAACACAUUUAUCACCAAAUGAUCCCAUUUUUGUGCUCCUGCACACCUUUACAGAUGCUGUGUUUGAUGAGUGGCUAAGAAGGUAUUCGGCUGAUAUCUCUACAUAUCCCCUGGAGAAUGCCCCUAUUGGACAUAACCGGGAAUACAACAUGGUGCCUUUCUGGCCUCCAGUUACCAAUAAUGAAAUGUUUGUUACUGCACCAGAAAACCUGGGAUACAGCUAUGACAUUGAGUGGCCAGGUAGGGCUCUCCGUGUAACAGAAAUGAUAACUAUUGCAAUAGUGACUGCACUCGUUCUUGUUGCAAUUAUCUUUGCUGCUGCUGCAUGCAUUGUACGUGCCAAGAAGAACAGGGAUGAGUUGCAUCAGCCUCUUCUCACUGAUCAGUAUCAACACUAUUCAGAUGAUUAUGAUGGCAUAGCAACACCAAGCCAGUCUGUCGUAUGAAGAGAUGGCAUUUUUUGCAUGUGACUAAAACUGAUUUUUUUGUCAUAUUUUUAAAUGUUUGUCAUCCAACUGCUUUAAAAUAAAGAGCAUAAACUGAC
Molecule: messenger RNA, 1965 nt
Organism: Gallus gallus (chicken)
Lineage: Eukaryota; Metazoa; Chordata; Aves; Galliformes; Phasianidae
Gene: TYRP1
Product: tyrosinase related protein 1
Exons: 8
Coding region: 257-1867 (536 amino acids)
Biological process (GO): melanocyte differentiation; melanosome organization
Cellular component (GO): melanosome
Molecular function (GO): oxidoreductase activity
Source: RefSeq, marked validated